AUGCUGAGGUGGAGUAAGUGUUUGAAUACAGCUUGGGAUCGCCAAACUAACCAAGGCAGCAUCAUCGCCGUGCACGGCCUCGGUUCAAAUGUCGACUGGUCCUGGACUUGGAAGGGUGGCGGAGAGCGCGUCGACUGGCUUCAAGACCCCGACAUGCUGCCCGCCAAGAUACCCAAGUCGCGGAUCAUGGUGUAUAAUUACGAGUCGCGGUGGCAUGUGGACGCCCCGAAAACGCGCCUUCAGCUCUGCGGCGAGGAGUUCAUACACGCUUUGCACUCCUUCCGCCGCGGCACCUCCAAGCGCCCAAUUGUCCUCGUCGGCCAUAGCCUAGGUGGAAAUGUCAUCGUCCAUGCCCUUCUAUAUGCUAGCGACAGGGUAGAGUAUAGGUACUUGUCGGAGGCAACGGCAGGCGUUGUGCUGUUAGGCUCACCUCUUCGGGGCACAAAGUGGCAACCCUUCCUCGAUUCUCUCGCGCAGCUGAUGGGAUCGGCAGGCUCGCACCGCGGGAUCACCAAAGAACUCGGCUUCGACGGACCUGAGCUGCAGGAUAGACUGCAUCGCUUCUGCCGGCUUCGAAACACCCUGUCAACGCCCGUCUCCUGUUUCUUCGAACUCUUCGAAACGGACUAUGGGCGCAGGUUUGGACUGAGCGGGGUGGCAAGAGGAAUGAUCGUGGAAGAGGCGUCUGCUUGCAUCCCAGGCCUCGACAGAUACGCCCUUCAAGCGGAUCACUUGAAGAUCAAUAAGUACCGUGGUCCCACAGACCGCGGAUUCUUGAGCGUGUCAGGGGUGAUCGUCGAGAUGUGCGCCAACGCGAACGACGUCGUCACGCGUCGGCAAGAUCGUGAGUCACAACUGACAGGUUGCCAAGACGCACUGAAGCAGAAGCCCGACGCCGGUGCCUGUCUACGUGACCUAUUCUUGACCGACCCGCUAGACGACAGAAAGGCGCUGAAACGCAAGAAGGGAGAUCGCGCUUCAGGCUCCUGCGAGUGGAUCCUCGGCACCGAAGAGCUUACCACCUGGCUUGGUUCCGAUCGGAUAGGCCGCUCGGAGGGCCCCUCGACCCAGGUUCUUUGGCUACAUGGGUACCCGGGAACAGGGAAAUCUACUACAGCUAUCUUCCUUACUGAGGAGCUGUCGAAAGUAUUUGCUACUACGGAUCGGAAAACGUUAGCAUACUUUUUCUGCGACUCUGGAUUCGAUACGCGAAGAACGGCCAUGUCAGUCGUUAGGGGGCUUCUCCUCCAACUCGUUCAGCAGCACCCACAGCUUCUUGACUAUGUUUCACCAAAGUAUAACGAGCGUGGAAUGGCGUUGUUCACCUCAUUCGACGCUCUUUGGACCAUAUUUAUGAAUGUGGCGGCGGACAAACACACCGGCGCAAAAUACUGCGUUAUCGAUGCGCUGGACGAAUGCGAUCGGGAAUCUCAAGUCACCCUGUUGCAACAGCUCAAAGAAACGUUUCAGAGCCAGCAUGUGCCGCCCAAUGUCUUUAUCCUGGUUACCAGUCGGCCGUAUCCCGAGAUACGCCAAUAUAUGGGAGGAUUUGCCAACAAGGACUUAGCUUCCUACCCCGAGGUAAAGCAAGACAUUGGACGAUGCAUCAAGGAAAGAACAACAGACCUGGCCACAACCAAAUACUACACUGAUAAAGUCCGAACACAAGUCAGCAAUAUUUUGACAGAGAAAGCUGACGGUACUUUCCUCUGGGUUGGCUUAGCCUGUAAGGAGCUUGAGGAUGUCCCUUCAAAGGAUGCUGUCCGAGUGCUGGAAAGUAUACCUAGAGGGCUUACUUAUCUUUACAAGAGGCUUCUCGACACAGCUCUAGAACACAACGCUGGAGCCGACGGACUUCAGCGUAUCCUGAACUGUGUUGCAGUUUGUGUACGGCCACUGAGUGUAUUAGAGCUCUCUGAAGCUUGCGAACUUCACUUGGACGAGGACGACGAGCAGACCCGGAUUCAGUUCACCCGAGAUCAAAUUGAUUCCUGUCGGCUUAUAGUGGUCAUUCAGGAAGAAAAGGUACUUUUACUACAUCAGUCAGUAAAAGACUUUCUGACAGGGCCCGAAGCCGGCCGUUUCAUCGACGAGCUAAAGGCACACGCCGAUCUUGCUUACCGCUGCGUGGAUCUCAUCAAAGAGUUU
Molecule: messenger RNA, 2148 nt
Organism: Colletotrichum godetiae
Lineage: Eukaryota; Fungi; Ascomycota; Sordariomycetes; Glomerellales; Glomerellaceae
Product: pfs domain-containing protein
Exons: 4
Source: RefSeq, a predicted model, not a curated record